Molecule: messenger RNA, 1697 nt
Organism: Solanum dulcamara
Lineage: Eukaryota; Viridiplantae; Streptophyta; Magnoliopsida; Solanales; Solanaceae
Product: WRKY DNA-binding transcription factor 70-like
Exons: 3
Coding region: 131-1009 (292 amino acids)
Biological process (GO): regulation of DNA-templated transcription
Molecular function (GO): DNA-binding transcription factor activity; sequence-specific DNA binding
Source: RefSeq, a predicted model, not a curated record
UUCCUCUCAUGUUCUUAUCUCUUUCCGUUUCCCAGUCACCCACCAUAUGUAAGAUAUAACCCUAUCACUCCCCCAUUCUCAGAUCUUAUACAAACACAAACUUUUUUUGUAAAAAAUAAAAUAAAAUAAAAUGGAGGAUCUUCUUGGUGAAAACCCUCAUAAAAGAUUGAUAAAAGAACUUGUUGAAGGAAAAAGUUUUGCAAUCCAACUUCAAAGUCUACUUAAACAGCCUAUUGAACACAAUGAUGGGGGUUCAGUCUCAGCUGACGAACUUGUUCUCAAAAUCUGGGGUUCUUUCACUCAGGCUAUUACUGAGUUAAAUACUUUGAGUAAUUCCAAGACUAGUACUUUAGCCCAGAACCAGAUCGAGGAAGUUGAUCAACCCGAUUCGGGUGACCAACGGUCUAGUUCUGAAUUGAAGAAGAACAAGAAGAAGCAAGACCGGAGAGGUUGCUACAAGAGAAGAAAAACCUCAGGUUCAUGGAUGAGAGCAUCUGAAACAAUGGAUGAUGGUUGUGCAUGGAGGAAAUACGGGCAGAAGAAUAUACUCAAUUCAAAAUAUCCUAGGUGCUACUAUAGGUGCACCCACAAGUACGAUCAAGAUUGCCUGGCCACAAAACAAGUUCAAAUAAUCCAAGAAAAUCCAAUAAUAAUGUACCACACCACAUACUUUGGCAAUCACACUUGCAAUUCAACAAAGAUUCCAAGGCAUAAAUAUAAUUCACAAUUCAAUCAUGCUAUGCUGGAAGUAAAGCCAAAAAUCCCUAGUAGUGGUUCAACAGUACUACUGAAAGAAGAAAAAGAAGAAGAAGAAUCCAAGGGACAAAGUGAUAAUGCAUCAUCAAUUGUGGAUUCUAACUUAUGGCAAGAUUUUAUGCCUUCUUCUCCCUCUGCUCAUGAUUCCACCUUGGCUGCUUAUAAUUCUUCUUAUUUUGAAGAAGUCAUCCCUUGUCAUGACAUGGAAGAUUUUGUUAAAUUUGGUGAAUUUGAGGCCAUUGAGUUUUGUUGAUAUCUUGUUAGUAUUAAUCCUUAUGGCUAAUGUUGUAAAAUAAAAUCUUUCACUAUGUUGUUGUAUUACUUUGGCCAGCAAGGACUUAUUUUGUCAAUGCUUCAUAUGAAGAGCAGCCUAGUUGUUGUUGAUCUGGUCCUUUCGCAGAAUGCCAUGUGAGAGAUUCACCAAUGAUAUGAAGCAAUGAGGAGGCAUAAAGUUCCUCACAAGCAUUUCCAAGCACAAAUUGAGAUACUGCCCUCCAGGUUAUAAUGAAUUCCAUCACAGCAUCCAUUACAUCAGUCCCAUAGUUCCACAUGCUCGUUUUUAUUGUAGGUGAAACAAGAGAUUCAUGAUGAAUAACGUCGAGAGAAAAAAAUGAUCCUAACAAAGGAUUUAAAGCUGUCACUUUUUGGGCCACCUUAUCAGGAUCGUGGUCAUUACAUUCUAUAAUUAGACGUAGCUCCUCAUAAUGUUUGGUAUCACCCUGGAGAGCAGACUUGAGGGCGUUUGUAACAUAAGAGAAUAACUUUGAAUCUGUAAGCUCGAUUGCUAAUUCCAUUCUUAUUAUGUUUGAUACAAUUCCUCCAGAAGUUGUACAGCAACUAUUGUUGCCUUCACCCGUGUAAAACGUUUGUGGCAAUUGUUUCUCUUGAGGAAGAUAAUCUUCAGAGGCAUUCAAUGAUGCCAUUGAAUUUGUUUCUCUCCA